AUGCCUUUCCGCCCAGACAGCCCUAUUGAACUUCCUGAUGGCCGUUUAGUGUGUGGCUCACACCAUCUCGUCGUCUGUCCUUUCUGCACUGUUGAUUAUAGUUUCAUGGACGAAAUAUUGGCAGAGAAUCAAGAGUCUCAGGAUGAGAACGUGAGCGAUGAGGAGACAACCUUCGGCGAUAUGACGCGACUUAGAGUCGGCACAGGACGUGUCAUUCCUACACGAUUCCACCCUCAAAACACCACGGAUACUCCACAGUCACUUUUCCCACCUGGAACCAGCACCAAUGCCUCGCCACAUGUACGCCGGUUCAUUCAUCGAACUAACGCCAACCAAUUUCUUAUCUACACAGACGGUGCAUGCUUAGACAACGGCAGAGCAAAUCCCAGAGCCGGCUGUAGCUUUGUCUUUAAGCCUUCCACAACACAAUCUAGAGAUGCCGGCUACGUACGCUUUCCUCUUGAAAACCAAGGACCUACUGGUGAAGCCCAUCAACAAACAAGCAACCGGGCAGAGCUACGCGCCGUUAUUGCAGCUUUACGGUUCCGGUUCUGGACGGGCGAAGGGUUCAACAAUCUCGUGAUUGCGACGGAUUCCGAAUAUGUUGUUGAGGGUGUCACAUCCUGGGUACGUGGAUGGAUAAGGAGAGGCUGGAAGACGAGCAUAGGAGCAGCAGUUAAGAACCGGGACCUUUGGGAGUGUUUACUUGGAGAAAUAGAACGAUGGGAUAGCAAUGGCAUGAAAGUCAAGUUCUGGCGUAUUCCAAGAGAUUGGAACACAGAUGCGGACUAUCAUGCUCGACAUGCUGCUUCUGAGGAUGCAGGCAGCAUCUUCACGGAUAUCAAGGGCGUGCUUGUCUAA
This is a messenger RNA of Aspergillus pseudotamarii, 861 nucleotides long. Its product is annotated as ribonuclease H-like domain-containing protein. Gene Ontology annotation, biological process: DNA replication, removal of RNA primer. The coding region runs from base 1 to 861 and encodes 286 amino acids. The record is from RefSeq and is a predicted model, not a curated record. Gene Ontology annotation, molecular function: nucleic acid binding; RNA-DNA hybrid ribonuclease activity. The transcript has a single exon. NCBI's taxonomy places the organism in Eukaryota, Fungi, Ascomycota, Eurotiomycetes, Eurotiales, Aspergillaceae.